Molecule: messenger RNA, 573 nt
Organism: Drosophila takahashii
Lineage: Eukaryota; Metazoa; Arthropoda; Insecta; Diptera; Drosophilidae
Source: RefSeq, a predicted model, not a curated record
AUGGUAAGCAAAAUUAUUUUAUUGUAAAUAAAAAAAAUACCUUUAAAUAAAAUGCGUUUUUUAGCUACCGCUGUCACUAUUGAAAACGGCGCAGAGCCAUCCCAUGUUGGUGGAGCUGAAAAAUGGUGAAACAUACAAUGGUCACUUGGUUAGUUGCGACUCCUGGAUGAAUAUCAAUCUGCGCGAUGUUAUUUGCACCUCAAAGGAUGGCGAUCGCUUUUGGCGUAUGCCCGAGUGCUACAUCCGAGGAAGUACCAUUAAAUACCUGCGCAUUCCCGACGAGGUGAUCGACAUGGUGAAGGAAGAUGCGCAGGCAAAGUCGAGGAAUCGCACAGAGAUGAACAAAAACCGCGGCGGCAACUCGUCGCAGAAUCAACGCGGCGGUCGUCCCGGUGGCAACCGGAAUAAUGUCGGCGGCAAUCGUGGGCCUGGCCAGGGAUACGGAGGAGGUCCUGGCAACAAUGCGAUGCGCCUGGGCGGAGCUGCUGGUCAAGGAAAUCGCCUGCCCCACGCCGCCAAAAAUAGAAAGUAGUUGCUUGGACCGUAGGAAUAAAUUCUUUUCAACUAUUCAAA